CCGAGCGUGACUCAGUUGGGGCUCAACUCGUAUCGCGUACGCGCUCGUGGCGAGUCAGUACCAUUUCGAUCGUUGAGCAGGUCUCACGUUGCCACGCUACACUUUCUAAAGUCUUGUAUUGGGCGGAGUGAUUUCGACACGCUAUACGGUUACGAAAGUUUGCGCGAUGAUAUACAAGUGAGAGCUAACGGCCGGAGGGUAACGCUCAUCGCGCACGGUGAGCCAGUUUAGACCAAAAGACAUUCGAAACUCGCAAGGGACGGGGGGGCGCGACGCCGUCAAACACGCGGGUGCAACAUCCUUACACAUUUAUUGUGAGAGAACUAAAGAAACCAAUUUUUAAUGUGUCAAGUCAGUAUAGCUCAUUGCUGCUACGUCAGAUCGCUCAACGCCUCAAGUAGGAACUACAAGGUUAUGCAAAUGAGUUCUGAACGCUUCUAUACCAGGGGUAAUCAAAAGACCAUUCACAACUUUAAUAAACUUUAACGUACGGUUUCGUAUAGCCUAGUGUCAUAGCCUAUUCUUCUGUUAUCGUUUUGUCACGAUCGCUAAUUGCUAAUUACCGAGGAGUGUGAUAAGGCGCUUGUGUUAAGUGCGCGAGCGACAAGCGGCAAUUAUGGCGAGCCCUCAGGAGGAGACCCUUCUUGCGCGCUGCGAAAUUCCCAUUAUUGACCUAGCACACAUAGGAACGGAAAUAUGUCCUAUGAAAUCAGUGGUACGUCGCAUUGGCCAGCAACUGUUUGCCGCCCUUAGUACUAAGGGCCUAGCACUGCUGGUCAACCACGGCAUUGCUGAGGAGAAGCUAAAAACAGUGUAUGCUGAUUUAGAUAACUUCUGCGCUCUACCAGAGGGAUGUCAAGCGCAGUACCUCUGCAAUCCUGUCAACAAGCAUGGUUACGUUCGCCCGGGAACCGAACAAUUCGAUGACACUAAAAAGGAAUUACGUCACUCGUUCAACAUCACGACUCUGUCUGCCGCCGCAAUGCCUGCGCAGGAGGAGGUGCCUGACUUCCCCUCUCACACCUUUCCCCUCGCACACGACCUCACCAACCUGUCUAGAGUGUUGCUACAGGCCUUGGCGUCUGUUUUCGGUCUUCCACCAUCCGCUUUGCUGGCCUCUCACUCCGGUAUGCUGCAAAGCGAUGGACGCAACCCCUCAUGCAUGCAGCUUCUCUACUAUCCCCCAGUGCCCCCAGAAGAUAAGGGACCGUGCUGUCAUGAUGCUAUUGCCUACACCCGUUGUGGAGCACAUAGCGACAGGUGUACUUUCACUCUGGUAGCACAGGAUUCAGAAGGAGGACUAGAGGUAAAAUUGAACGGAAGUGAGAAAUGGCAAGCUGUCGGUCAUCUACCUGGAGCCAUUCUUGUUCAGACUGGUGAACUACUCGGUAGCUGGACUACAAAUAAGCUUCCGGCUUUGAUGCACCGUGUCGUGGUACCAUCUGGAAUGUACGCUCGAGCUCGCGGCCGCCAUUGCGUUGCGUUCUUCUGUCAUCCCGACAAGGAUGCCACAGUUCCCCCACUAAUCAUUCCUCUUGCCCCGACUCCACCAGUUUGUGCCCCACCACACCUUUCGCUCCACCAUCGUCUUCUAAACGCCGCUCAUCACAUACAAAAACGCUUUAGGGAAACGUACGCAUGACUAGCACGGAAUAGUGGAAAGAGUGCGUCAAGAAAAACAUUUGGUUAACUCUAUAACUGUUUUGAUUUGCGCAAGUACUAGAAUUAAAUAAAACUUAACUGAUAUAAACGUAAAUUUUAUAUUAUUCGAGUCGUUUAUAUUGACAGUAAAAAACUGUCGUAUAAAAUUGGCUUUCAUAUUCUUUAAGGUAACAAAAAAAUAUUUACAUGAUCCAUAUGCACUAUAAAUGUGUUUUAUUCAAAAAUAUGACUAAAAUACGACUGUAAGCACUUUCUUCUAAAUACCAAACAUUCAUCUAAAUAGUUACGCAUUGUAGAGUUUCUAUAAAAAGCGUGAUCUAGCAAUAAUUGAAAUUAACUUGAACACAUUAUUCAGUAAAACCUUUAUAAUUGAACUAAAAGUAACAAUGUAAAAUUAACCUAAGUUUUAUAAAAGCCAGAAUUAUUCCAGAAUUUGAAGACGCAAGUGCCGACUUCAUUAGCGCAAUUUUUCCACUAUUACCGAUGCGUAUAACAUCUAUUAAUAAGUUUUAUGUGUUACUUUAUAAUAGAAAAGGAGCCGUUUCUCAUGGAAUUAUCGAUAUUACCAUCGGAAACUAUAAUUUGCGGUAUUUACGUUGACAGGUAUAUGUGGUAGGUUAAUGUAUAAAUAAUACAAACAAAAUUAAAACUUUAUUUUUAAUAUUUGACGCGUGACUCGGAAUUAUGACAACCUGACAGUUGCAAUUUAAUGUUUCACAGACAAGCAAUAUAACAUAGUUAUAUUACACCUGGGUCCUAUAUCCGAUUUCCAACUAUAAAUACUAGGUGUAGAUUUUACUACAGAAUCUUAAUUUAUAACAGUAAUUGGAGUUAAUACACGUUGCUGUUGUAUUAACUAGAUACAACAACAUCGUGUCAUUGUAUGAAAUAGAAAGAUGCACAGACUACUUACAUUAUACUAAAUUGCACAGACUAUAUUGAUUUGCUUUUGUAGUAAUUUCUUUGAAUGAUUGCCAAAGUUUUUCCUUUUUUUAUACGAUUUGUGAAUAGCUGGUACUUGUACAUAGAACCAAGAGUAUUUUUCUGCAAUUGGAACAUACAACGUAUUAUUUUGUAGUUUGCUGUAAUAGUAUUCUGAUGUGGCAUUUUCCGUACUUAGAUUUACUUUUAAGCGAAAUGGCUCCGUAGUUAGUAGCAUUUAUUACUUGCCGAAAUUACAAUUAGGAUUGAGUCUAUCAUUCCCAACAUUAUUACGAGUGUAAGCUAUGUGUACUUAUUAUAAUUAUAUAUGGUGUUAUUUUCAUAACGGGUUUCAUAACUUAUAUAAAAAUAUUUACACUUAAUCUCUUGUAACCACUAUCAGAUCUUAAUUAUUUUCUAUCAAAUAUUAAAAAAAACUAUAUUCGACGUAAGAAAAAUUCGUUUUUGAAAUAACACCAUAAAAUCUUGUAUGUUGAUUAGUAGGGGGUUUUAAUAUAACGUUUUUGACUUGUCUAUUUUUUUAUUGUAAUCUAGCAAUUAGCGACGUGAUUUAUUUUCUAUAUUUAAAUCUUUGUGUUUCACGAGUUCUUGCUUCAGCAUUUUUCUUUUUAUCUACACGUUUACUACUAGUACUUUUAUCUAGCAAUGUAUUUAGCUCAAUUUGUACUUAGCUUCAUAAAAUAGUUCAAUACAGAUAUACAAGGUUCGUUUAGCACUGAGAUAGACAAUGGUGAUAAAGUACGUUAGGGUAAAAUUCAACGAGUCUUAGCGUUAAGUGUGACCAUAAGUACCAUGCGUCAACAAUGUAUUAAUCGAUUUUGACAUAUGGAAGUCAUAGUUAGCUCUAAAACCGGUUCUAAACCUCCCUUAGACUUUUUAUUGCCAAUCAUUUUAAAGAAUAACAUUUGUUUCGCGGGCCCAAAACCUUGUAUAUCUUACAUAGUUACGAAAAGCUAUUUCCGAUCACAAGAAAAUUUAUUGUAAAAUCUACGUGCACUGCCAAACGUACUUAAGAAUGUUUAAAUUUUAAGCCACUUAAAUUAUAUGCUGGGAAAUAUCUAAUACUUAUGAAUUCUACAUUCUUUUCACCAGAAAUGGCCACAAGAUAAUUUCGUUGCACAAGUGCUUUGUUUAGCUUAUUAGAGUUUUUUUAAUCUUCUUAAACCGUUGAUAUUCGGUCAUAUGCGUAAUUUAUGGACCAAUGACAUACCUCUGUAGGUAAAAUACUAUAUACUUAAUUGAAAUAAUUGAAAGUUUGUGAAAUUGUAUUUUAUUCAAUAAACGAUUAGAACGAAA
Molecule: messenger RNA, 3900 nt
Organism: Pieris brassicae (large cabbage white)
Lineage: Eukaryota; Metazoa; Arthropoda; Insecta; Lepidoptera; Pieridae
Gene: FNSI
Product: UPF0676 protein C1494.01-like
Exons: 7
Coding region: 617-1642 (341 amino acids)
Molecular function (GO): dioxygenase activity
Source: RefSeq, a predicted model, not a curated record